This is a messenger RNA of Amphimedon queenslandica, 2376 nucleotides long. Its product is annotated as glutathione S-transferase-like. Gene Ontology annotation, cellular component: plasma membrane. NCBI's taxonomy places the organism in Eukaryota, Metazoa, Porifera, Demospongiae, Haplosclerida, Niphatidae. Bases 1137 to 2321 code for a protein of 394 amino acids. The transcript has 6 exons. Gene Ontology annotation, biological process: glutathione metabolic process; adenylate cyclase-activating G protein-coupled receptor signaling pathway; cell surface receptor signaling pathway. The record is from RefSeq and is a predicted model, not a curated record. Gene Ontology annotation, molecular function: glutathione transferase activity; G protein-coupled receptor activity.
AAUCACAGCAAAAUGGCUGCAGAAUGGGAGCUGGUUUAUUGGCCUGGUAUGGCUGGAAGAGGAGAGUUUGUCCGCCUAAUGUUUGAAGAGGCAGGAGUAACUUAUGAAGAUGUUGGUGAGACCCAAGGAGUGCAGGCUGUUCUUGAGUAUAUCCAGGGGAAAAACCAGGAAGGAGGAGGAAUCCCUAUAUAUGCUGUCCCAGUAAUAAUCAAGGAUCAAUUUAGAAUGUGUCAAAUGCCAGCAAUACUCCAGUACUUGGGAAAGAAGUAUAGCAUGGCUCCGGAUAGUCUUGAAGAAGAUGCAAGAGCAAUGCAAACCUAAGCCUGUUGCAGAACUUGAAAUAAAGUUAGAGCCAAAUCUGUAGCUUUCUCUUGAGAAAACUCAUAAAAAGUUUUCAUACUGGUCGAUGCAUGGUUGGUUUGGCAAGGAUUGGCUAAUUGCACUAAUCUUUUAAAAAAAUAGUGUCUAUAGUAAUACCAUGUGAAGGAUUCAUUCUAUCAGCCAGAUACUACUGAUACUAAUCAUAUUGUUUUAUUGUUUAGAUCACUCUUGGUGUUUCUGAUUUCAUUGAAGAGGGUCACAACGCCUUUCAUCCUUACGAGAGAUCAGGUACUUACGAUUCUCAGAAAGAAAUGGCAGCUGAUUUUAUUAAGAGGUUCUUGGAGAAACGAUUUCUAAAACACUUGCUCUAUUUGGAGAACUGUCUCAAGUACAACAAUGAUGGCAAAGGUUUCUUUGUUGGUGAUAAGUUGUCUUAUGCUGACAUUGCUGUUUUCAAUGGACUGAGAGUCAGUGACUCACAGUUUCCUGCAGAGUAUGCAGCUGCUGAUAUCCCGCUCCUUAAAGCAUUCAGGGAUAGGAUUGCCUCUAGACCAAAGAUAGCCGAAUAUCUUAAAUCAGACAGGGUCAAACCGUUCUGUGGGAAUUCAAUGAUGUAGGAGGAUGAUAGCAUUUCUUAUUGGGGAUAGACUUAGUUUUUAAUGAUCAAUUUUGAAUUGUUAUUUUAUUUUUUUAUAUAAAAACAUGUUGACUUAUUUCACGCAUUAUCUUCUCCGGUAGGCGGGAACAUUUUGCUUGCGGCGGAAUUCGGAAGAGGCCCAAAGAGGGAAGCAGUAGAUUUCAAGAAAGGGAAUAAUAUGCUGCUAUUCCUUUCGACUACUCUUCUGCACAGGACCCUCUAUGAUACCCGAUGGAGUAACAUAACGAGUAAUGGCCACAGUUCCGAUGAUAAUGCUCUCAUAGUUCGUAUAUUUGCCUGUUGCAUGAGCAGUCUCUCCAUAUUUGGGGCUCUCCUUAUCAUGCUCUCGUAUCUCUGCUUUAAAAACAUCAGGACAAAAGCAAGAGAGGUCCUAUUCCAUCUCUCCGUGGCUGACUUUGGCGUCGGCUCUACAAACCUAAUAGGUGCCAUUGUUAACUAUGAUGAUCUCAUUGAUAAGUGUAGAAAUCAAUCCUCAUCUGUUCUCUUCUCGUGCCCCACUUACGUAAGCCUUUGUAAGACCCAGGCCUUCUUUGCACAGUUUUUCACAGUCUCCUCGAUUCUUUGGACUCUCCUCCUAGCUCUCUACGUGUACACUCUUGUUCUCGAUAGCAGUCGAAAGCUUUCACUUUGGAUCGUUAGAUUUGGCUAUUUAGUCUGCUGGGGUAUGCCUCUUGGUCUUUCAAUUUGGUUCGUUCUGACAAGGAAACUAGGGAAGACAAAGAUUGGUGGAGCUGGUUGGUGCUCACUGAGGGCAGAGAAUAAAGAAGGGAAUGUGAAUCACUUUGCCGUUUUCUUUGGCAAUGAUAUAUGGGUAAUGUCGACGUUCGUUCUCAUAUUGGUCCUCUACACAACUCUACAUUGUCACUUGAAGGACAGAAUGAAAGAGAUGAAAAAGUACAAUUCGGACACUUUUAGUCAGCACUCUGACGCAAAGUUCCUAGCUAUACCAUUUUUCUUUCUCCUCCUUCAUGCUGGAAGUAUUGUUGUAUCUUUUUUGUUUGUGUAUACUAAAGCCUCUGAGAAUAUGAGCCAUACACUUCAACAUAUAGUGCUGUACUGGAUGUUUAUUGGUGAUUCAAGUGAAGGACUGGUGAAUGGUGUCAUAUUUUGUUUGCUGACUCCACGGAUACGUCAGAAGCUAUUAUCCCUCUGCUGCUGCUGCUCUUGUUACAAAUUCAAAAACUCUAAUCCUAGUUCCAUAGUUCGCUUCCCACGAGAGACAAUGGAGCAGAGAAGGUUGCUGGAGAACCCUGACUCUAAUGCCUCUCCUAAGUACAGUGUCAAUAGGAACAUGUCUUCAUCUGCUUCAUCCAUUACAUCUAGUAGUGACUCUGAAUACUGAGUUCCUCUUUCUUUUGUGUAUUAUAAAAUUUGCUUCAACCCACGCAGAUAAUUAA